Molecule: messenger RNA, 158 nt
Organism: Racocetra persica
Lineage: Eukaryota; Fungi; Glomeromycota; Glomeromycetes; Diversisporales; Gigasporaceae
Source: the annotation of a GenBank genome assembly
UGGAAUUAACUGAAAAACAACAAAGAGUACUAAUAAAAAUAUUUGGAAAAGAAAAAUAUAACCAAGAACCAGAUAAAGGAAAAUUAAUAUUACAAAUAAGUGAAAUAACUGAUGAACAAAUAGAAUUAUUAUUCGAAGAAGGCUCUAUAAAAAGAAAU